Messenger RNA from Pangasianodon hypophthalmus (striped catfish), 1930 nucleotides. It is a transcript of the gene sgms2b, whose product is annotated as sphingomyelin synthase 2b. NCBI's taxonomy places the organism in Eukaryota, Metazoa, Chordata, Actinopteri, Siluriformes, Pangasiidae. Gene Ontology annotation, molecular function: sphingomyelin synthase activity; ceramide cholinephosphotransferase activity. The record is from RefSeq and is a predicted model, not a curated record. Gene Ontology annotation, biological process: sphingomyelin biosynthetic process; ceramide biosynthetic process. Gene Ontology annotation, cellular component: endoplasmic reticulum membrane; Golgi membrane. Bases 425 to 1570 code for a protein of 381 amino acids. The transcript has 6 exons.
UGGGCGUGGUGUUUAACCGGAAGUAGGCGUGUUUUUGAGCCCCAGGUGGGCGUUAGCGACAGGUGAAGGCUUCAGAUUCAGAUUCGGUCUGUGUGGAGUGGACAUGAAAACACUGAUCAGCCGCGGAGCAGUAAUACACACAGUGCUGUGAGUUUCACUCACCAGAUCCAGAUCCAGGUUCAGGUGGAGAUCCAGGUUCAGGUGGAGAUCCAGAUCCAGGUUCAGGUGGAGAUCCAGGUUCAGGUGGAGAUCCAGAUCCAGGUUCAGGUCACCGUUCACACAGGAAGCAGCAGAAGUUCAGCAGCCGGUGGUUUGUUUCCACUCCUCCGAACAGAUUAUUAUCCAUCCAUUCACAAAACACAGGGUGAUUUGGGUGUGUGUGUAAGAGAGACAGUGUGUGUGUGGGUGAGCGAUUACAUUAACAAUGGCGGUGACCAAGCUUCCUGAAUCAGCGCAGCAUGAAGGUGAAAAUGAGGGCCACAUUGAAGUAUUAGUUCCAGACACUUCUCCACACCCCCAGACUCCGCCCACAGAACUAACCCCCAGCAUUACAAAAGAGGGCGGAGCUGCAGACCACGCCACGGACCAUGCCACGCCCCAGUCUCGUCUGUCACGAGGUUUUGCGCGUUUGUUGCGUAAGAACCAGGACUACAUCCGCAUCAGCAUGGGCGAGCCCCGCCCUGAGCGCCUGCAUGCUGAGCGUCUGCCGGCUGAGUGGUGGAAAACGGGCGUGUCCUUCCUGUGGGCGGGGUCUAUGCUCUUCCUCACCACUGUCAUGAUCACGGUGGUGCACGAGCGCGUCCCUGAGAAGGAGAGCAAUCCACCGCUGCCCGAUAAGUUCUUUGACUAUGUGCCGCGUGUGGAGUGGGCGUUUACGGUCACCGAGGUCAUCGGUAUCGUACUGACGCUCGUCUGGACCACACAGUGGCUCUGUCUCAAACACAAGUCAAUCAUAGGCCGCAGAUUCUUCUUCCUGAUGGGGAUGUUGUAUCUAUAUCGCAUCAUCACCAUGUACAUCACCACGCUGCCUGUCCCCAGCACACACAUGAACUGUGCUCCCAAGUUGUAUGAUGACUCAGUGGGGAAAGUGUAUCGCAUCCUGCAGCUCGUCUCAGGAGGAGGUUUGUCCAUCACGGGCUCACACAUGAUGUGUGGUGAUUUCCUGUACAGCGGUCACACAGUCAUCCUCACACUCACCUACCUCUUCAUCAGUGAAUACUCCCCCCGCUGGAUGUGGUGGUACCACCUGAUCUGCUGGUUGCUGAGUUUAGUGGGCGUGGUCUUCAUCCUUGUAGCUCAUGAGCACUACAGCGUGGACGUGGUGGUGGCGUAUUUCGUUACGUCACGCCUCUUCUACUGGUACCACACCAUGGCCAACAACCAGUCUCUACGAGAUUCUCCUCAGAAUUAUCUCUCUCGUGUGUGGUGGAGGUUCUUCUUUAACUUCCUGGAGAGGAACGUUCGCUGCGUGGUGCCCUGUAAGUUCUGCUGGCCGUUCACUCUGCCCACCUCCUGCCUUACUACGCCCUGCGACUCGUACUCCAAAGUGCAGACGACCCGAGACGAGUGACACACACACACACACACACACACACACACACACAGGGGACAGAACGUUACAGCUCAAGCGCACACACACAGCAGUAUUUUACAGACUGAGAGUGUGUGUGUGUGUACCUAAGUGCUUUAAAGACUCUAUAUGGUGAAGAAGAAGAAGAAAAUAAUUUAUUUUUAUGAAGGAUGUUUAUGUUUUAUGAAUUUGUGACUCAGUCGUUACUGACAUUACUGAAGGACUGUUUAUGUUUAUUGACACGUACUGUAUUUUUUUAAAUUUCAGUGUGAAUAUCUUUUGCAAUAGUACUGUAUGUUCGUUAAAGUUUAAUAUUGCUUAUUUGGCCUGCUGUAUGAUAAUGUAAAAGAAUAAACUAUU